Molecule: messenger RNA, 2133 nt
Organism: Rotaria sp. Silwood1
Lineage: Eukaryota; Metazoa; Rotifera; Eurotatoria; Philodinida; Philodinidae
Source: the annotation of a GenBank genome assembly
AUGGCUGCUGGUGGUGCCAAUAAUUCUUCAUCGGAAAUCAAUGUGGUCAUCAUUGGAGAAACAGGCACUGGUAAAUCAACAUUUAUUAAUUAUUUAACAAAUCUAUUUCAUAAUGGUUCAUUAACAAAUCUUAAAGUAGCUAUACCAACACGUUAUUUAAAAGCCAAUAUGCCAUCUAUCAUGCCUCAACAUCAUGAAGCUUCUUUAGAUGAUGGUACACGUAGUAAAACAAGUAAAUGUAUAAAAUAUACAUUUAUUGUUGAACAAGUUCAUUUUAAUUUUUUUGAUACACCUGGUAUAAAUGAUACAGGUGGUUAUCUAUCUGAUAAUGAAAACGUUGAUCGAAUAUUUGAGUGUAUUCAAACAUUACAACAUUUAACAGCUCUUGUACUUGUUCUAAAUGGUACACAGGCACGUUUAACAAUUAAUAUACGAAAUGUUCUUGAACGUUUUCGUGACCGUAUACCUGAUGUAAUUUAUACAAAUGUAAUUGUUAUAUUAACAAAUUGUGCAUCACAUACAGUUAAUUUUGGUUCAGUUAAAUUAUUAAAUCAUGCACCUGUAUUUCAUAUGCAAAAUUCAGCCUUUUCAUCUGAUGCUCACACAUGGACACCUAAAACACGUGAAAUAUUACAACGUGAUUGGAAUGUAUCAAUGCAAACAAUGAAUGAUUUUAUUAAAACUUUAUUAACAUUAACACCUAUUUCAACUGAAUCAUUAUCAGCAAUGAACGAUGAUCGAAAUGCUAUACGUAGUGUGUUACACGAAAGCCGUCUCAUGAUUAUGGAAUUACAACAUAUUGAAGAUGAAUUAACUGCACUCGAGCAAGCAUCAAAUAUUUAUUCAUCUAAUAUUGAAAAAUAUGCAUCGAGUAGUGGUCAAUCAACAAAAUCCAUUCAGGCAAUUUGUCAUGAACGAUGUUCAUUAACAGAAACAACACGAGUUGGUGAACGUGUUUUUCGACGUUGUACAGUUAUUGUUAAUGGUCGAUGUACGGUAUGUGCUGGUAAAUGCUCCUAUGAUAUACAUUAUCAUGAUCGACGUAUUAUUAAAAGUGUUCCAAGAACAUUAAAAGUAGCUAUAUCAUCUAUGGCAAAUAAAUAUACAGAAGCACGAAAAGAUAAAGCAGCUUGUGAAACAAAAUGUGAAACUGUUCAAGAAACAAAACGUGUCAUUGAGCAAUCAUUACAAGAACAAUUUAUUAAAGUACGUGAUGCAUGUUUGCGUGUAAAAAGUAAUUGUCAAGGCUUUAAUGUAGCUGAAGAAUUAUGUAUAUUUGUUAAUUUUCUUAAAAAUGAUAUGAGUUCAUUACGAUCACCAUCAGUUAUGAGAAAAGCAUCAAAAUUUGUUGAAAAACUUGAAACACUUGCAGAUGAUUUACAACAUGAUGAUUCUUUAAUAUCUAUAAUUGAACCACCAUCAACAUUAGCAAUACAUCCACCAACGUCACCUUCACCUGCUGCUAAACGAAAAACGACCAACAAUAAUAAUAAUAAUAGUAAUAAUACUUAUAAUUAUAAUCAUAAACAAUCUUUAAAAGCAACUCAAUUACAACCAACAUCAACAGUAAAUGAUGAUUUGAUUUUACUUAAUUCAUCACCUACUUCAUCUUUAAUCGCGCAAGUUGAUCAUAUUCUAAGUGGUUCAUUUAGUUCGUUAAAUGUAGUUGGUGAUAUUCCAUCAACCGAUGAUGAUGAACAACAGAGGAAAAAAGUAUCAACAGUUGCUAUAUCGGAUUCAUUUCUACGCAGUCAACCUAUUCAACAGCAACAACCACUAUUAGAGUUAAACAAUAGUCGUAAAUAUGCUGAAUAUUCAACUGAACGUCUUGUUGCUUUAAGUCGUGAAUCAACUGAAGAAUACAAAUUAAUUGCAAAAGAAUUGAAUCGACGAUGUGGCGGUACAUCAAUUGGUUAUUUAACACCAGCACAGCUAUCUAUAUUGUGUGAAUAUUAUGCAUCAUCUCGAAUGUUACAAAUGGAUGAACUUACUCGUGUACAUUCGCAACUUCAAUUAGAUGUACAACAAUUAACUGAUCAUGAUCCAUUCGAAAUACUUUCUGUACCAACAGAUAAGCUAUUACAUUUAGCUGCUGUUUCACUUUGUUUACAAAAUGCUAAUAAAUACCAAUAA